Tupaia belangeri chinensis (Chinese tree shrew) is the source of this 2314-nucleotide messenger RNA. RefSeq names its product gap junction protein alpha 4 (gene GJA4). NCBI's taxonomy places the organism in Eukaryota, Metazoa, Chordata, Mammalia, Scandentia, Tupaiidae. Gene Ontology annotation, biological process: cell-cell signaling. Gene Ontology annotation, molecular function: gap junction channel activity. The coding region runs from base 77 to 1078 and encodes 333 amino acids. The transcript is spliced from 3 exons. Gene Ontology annotation, cellular component: connexin complex. The record is from RefSeq and is a predicted model, not a curated record.
UGCAGUAAGGUUCCCGCGGCGCCGCUGGGCCGUCGUCCCCACCUGCACCUGGGCCGGCGACGGAGGCCCUGGAGCCAUGGGUGACUGGGGCUUCCUGGAGAAGCUGCUGGACCAGGUGCAGGAGCACUCGACCGUGGUGGGCAAGAUCUGGCUGACGGUGCUCUUCAUCUUCCGCAUCCUCAUCCUCGGCCUGGCCGGCGAGUCGGUGUGGGGCGACGAGCAGUCCGACUUCGAGUGCAACACGGCGCAGCCAGGCUGCACCAACGUCUGCUACGACCAGGCCUUCCCCAUCUCCCACAUCCGCUACUGGGUGCUGCAGUUCCUGUUCGUCAGCACGCCCACCCUGGUCUACCUGGGCCACGUCAUCUACCUGUCUCGGCGAGAGGAGCGGCUGCGGCAGAAAGAGGGGGAGCUGCGGGCGCUGCCUGCCAAGGACCCGCAGGUGGAGCGGGCCCUGGCGCACGUGGAGCGUCAGAUGGCCAAGAUCUCGGUGGCGGAGGACGGCCGCCUCAGGAUCCGCGGGGCGCUGAUGGGCACCUACGUGGCCAGCGUGCUCUGCAAGAGCGUGCUGGAGGCGGGCUUCCUCUACGGCCAGUGGCGCCUCUACGGCUGGACCAUGGAGCCCGUGUUCGUGUGCCAGCGCGCGCCCUGCCCCUACCUGGUGGACUGCUUCGUCUCUCGCCCCACAGAGAAGACCAUCUUCAUCAUCUUCAUGCUGGUGGUCGGACUCAUCUCCCUGGGGCUUAACCUGCUGGAGCUGCUGCACUUGCUGUGUCGCCGCCUCAGCCGGGAGAUGCAGGCCCGGCACAGCCGCGAUGCCAGCCCUGCCCAGGGCGCCUCCUCGGACCCCUACACGGACCAGGUCUUCUUCUACCUCCCCAUGGGCGAGGGGCCUUCGUCCCCGUCAUGUCCCACCUACAACGGGCUCUCGUCCAGUGAGCAGAACUGGGCCAACCUGAACACGGAGGAGAGGCUGGCUUCCUCCAGGCCGCCCCUGUUCCUGGACCCACCCCCCCAGGCUGGCCGGAAGUCCCCCAGUCGCCCCAGCAGCUCUGCUUCCAAGAAGCAGUAUGUGUAGGGGCUGGGGUUUAUGUCACCAACAGAGGGGCCCCGAGAGGUCGGACUGCCUCAGACACCCACUCCUUGAAGUCUGUAGAGAGGACUGCUGGGAGGUCAGGGGCCUCCCCGUGGCGUGCCUGAAUACCUGCCCUCCUGGCGCCCGCAGGACGGGACGGCUUUGCCCCAGGCAGAGCCAGCUCGGGUGCUCCUGGACAGACGACGGGCCGAGGGUAUCACUGUGAGUCCUCUGGCCUCCCUCGCCCUCCCCUCCUGGCAGAACUGCUGCCCCGGUUGUCCUCACAGGCAGAGGCUGACGAGGCUGCCGGGCGGGCCCGAACCCUCGGAAGACAGCCUCCACCCAGCCCGUCAAGGGGACGAGGCCAGUUCUCAUCAUCCUUCCCAGUUCCGCUCUGUAUGCCUCUGAAAUAAACAGGGCCUGACCACGAGGAGACGUGGCCUGGUGCUGUGCGCCUCGGGGCGGGAGGCUGUUCGCCAGCUUCCUCCUGGCCCUGCAGGAGCCUGUCUUUGGUCUCUGCAGCCCGACCCCAGUCAACACCUUCCCUUGCAAACUCACACCUUCCCCCCCUCGACAGCCCGAGUCCUAAACUGCCUGCCUCUGAGGCAUCGCAGGACUCUGCUUUCCCCCUCUGCCCCAGCCCCUCCGAUGCCCAUUAACCAACCUGCCCACUGAGCAGAGGCCAACCAGUGUCCUCCCGCAGCCUGCCCGUGCCCAGCCAGCGGCCAGCCGUGCUACCCCCAGCAAUAUGCUCCCCGUGAGCCUGCCAGCCUACCCUUCCUAGUCCAGACUAUGGGCCCUUUCAUCCAGGACGCUUGGUCCCUCCUACUUCGGCCCUUCCAAGCCUGCCCUCCAGAGGGACAGUCAGGACCCAUGCCCACUCUCCUCCCCAUAUACCCAGAGCUCACCAGACACACAGUGAGUCCACAGGUGGGGGCUGGGUCUCACACUAAGUCACAAGGGCUGCAGGAAUGAAGAGACAAUCCAACAGGCAGACAAGGCCUCGGGGAGGAAACCGCUCACAUAAAGGCCCAUGGAAGGGAGUGGCCGGGGCGGAGAGGUGCUGAGGCUGACGGGCCAUCUAGAGUACAGACGGAUGCUGGGGUGAGGCCCCUGCUGCCUGAACUGGCCGUCCUGUGGAGGGUGACCCAGAUGGGGGAGGGCACUAAGGGUCAAGCUGGUGUCCCUCCUGCGCAGGGAGGCCUGGGCAGGGUGCACCCCACAUGGCCACACGCCUCU